Messenger RNA from Scomber scombrus (Atlantic mackerel), 1804 nucleotides. Its product is annotated as vascular cell adhesion protein 1-like. The record is from RefSeq and is a predicted model, not a curated record. The coding region runs from base 1 to 1776 and encodes 591 amino acids. Lineage: Eukaryota; Metazoa; Chordata; Actinopteri; Scombriformes; Scombridae. The transcript has 7 exons.
AUGAGAUUGAUGGCAGCCCUGUCUACAAAUAUGUUGACAGUCAACAUGUUACUGAGUGUCUUCUUUCUUCCAGGUGCUUUGGCUGCUUGUUCUGAAAAAUCAGCCCUCUUCAUCACUGCACCACUGAAGAUGGAAGCACUGAGUGGAUCUUGUUUACAAAUCCCGUGUAACUUUAGAGCUAAAGUAGCAGAAGAAUUUGAUGGCAGCAGAGAAACCUUUGGAGUGUGGAUUAAAAAUGACCACAGAUUUGGCCCCUAUCCAAACAAUGUGAUUUUCAACAGUAGUCAGACCAUUAACACAUAUCCAAUGAUAAUUAUUGGAAACCCGAAUGAGAAAAACUGCACCACUCUAUUUUCCAUUUUAACCACAACAUAUACAGACAAAUACUACUUCAGAAUUGUGAAUGAGCAAUUCAAGGCAACAGCAUAUUGUGAUCCUCUUCAAAUAACGGUCAGAGAUUCUCCUCUGAGCCCCACAAUUGAAAUCUCAGGUGAGCUGAAGGAGAAGGAGUCUGUCACUAUAACCUGCUCAGCUUUCACUCCCUGUCCACACUCCCCUCCUAAACUCACCUGGAAUCUCCAACAAGACGCUCACAACAAAAUAGAGGAGAACACAGAUCGAACCUUUACCGCUAAAAUCCAGAAGACCAUCACUCUGUCUGACAAGCAGGACGGUUACACCAUCACCUGUUCUUCCAUCUACUCUGUGAAUGAAGGACAAAAUGUUAAGUCAGCAGAGGGAAAAGUGACUCUCAGUGUUUCAUAUGCUCCUAAAGACACCUCAGCAAUGAUCAGUCCAUCAGGUUUGGUGUCACCAGGUAGCUGGGUGAACCUGACCUGCUCCAGCAGAGCCAAGCCUGCCGCCAACUUCACCUGGUUCAAGAUCAACAAAGAUGGACUCAUGAAAGUAUCUGAAGGAGACUUCUACAGCUUCAAUGUGACAGAUUUACUAGAUGUUUAUUACUGUGUGGCCACAAAUAAUGUUGGUCGUCAGUGGUCAUCAGAGAUCCAUCUGACUAUUAAAGAUUCUCCUCCGAGCCCCACAAUUGAAAUCUCAGGUGAGCUGAAGGAGAAGGAGUCUGUCACUAUAACCUGCUCAGCUUUCACUCCCUGUCCACACUCCCCUCCUAAACUCACCUGGAAUCUCCAACAAGACGCUCACAACAAAAUAGAGGAGAACACAGAUCGAACCUUUACCACUAAAAUCCAGAAGACCAUCACUCUGUCUGACAAGCAGGAUGGAUACACCAUCACCUGUUCUUCCAUCUACUCUGUGAAUGAAGGACAAAAUGUUAAGUCAGCAGAGGGAAAAGUGACUCUCAAUGUUUCAUAUGCUCCUAAAAACACCUCAGCAAUGAUCAGUCCAUCAGGUUUGGUGUCACCAGGUAGCUGGGUGAACCUGACCUGCUCCAGCAGAGCCAAGCCUGCCGCCAACUUCACCUGGUUCAAGAUCAACAAAGAUGGACUCAUGAAAGUAUCUGAAGGAGACUUCUACAGCUUUAAUGUGACAGAUUUACUAGAAGUUUAUUACUGUGUGGCCUCAAAUGAUAGUCAAACAGGUGAAGAACAGCUAGCUAAAACAGAUGAAGAAGGGAUCCAUUAUGGAGAGAUCAACUUCUCCAAGCAGAGACCUGGACAGUCCUCUGACUCAGUGCAGGCCAGCAGAGAGCAGCAGGAUAUUGUGUAUGAACAGGUCAAAGUGUCCGAGCCAACAAACAGAUUCACACAGACUGCUGACGGCCCAGAGGAGCUGUAUGCUCAAGUGAAGAAGAAAUGAGAGUUGUUUUGUUGUUUAAAGACAGAUU